Molecule: messenger RNA, 2193 nt
Organism: Drosophila bipectinata
Lineage: Eukaryota; Metazoa; Arthropoda; Insecta; Diptera; Drosophilidae
Gene: Nxf3
Product: Nuclear export factor 3
Biological process (GO): poly(A)+ mRNA export from nucleus
Cellular component (GO): nucleus
Molecular function (GO): protein binding; RNA binding
Source: RefSeq, a predicted model, not a curated record
CUAUACUGCGAAUAUCCUUUUUUAUUUAUAGUAGAAAGUUAGUUUAUAAACAGCUUAAAUAUUUUUUAAGCUGUUUUUGAAAAACAUCGAUCAAUGAACAAUUCAAGACAAUCGAUCAAUUUAAUCGAUUAAAUUGCACUGUCCGUGCUGGACAGGGUUGCAACGUCUGUGGGGAAAAAGCGUCCAACAGACAACACUGUUCCAACGGUAAAGUUUUACAGAGCUUGCACUCUUCUAAGAAUUUUUACUGCGGAGUUCGGACGCGAAAACGAAAAAAAAGCAAUAUGCGAGUUUUAAACAGCGGAAAAUCCAAUAAUUCGGGUAGCCGCUUAGGCGUUUCCCUUAAAACACCAAAGCCAUACAUGCAGCAGCCACUAAGCGAUCUGCGAAAGAAUCUGCAGGGCAGAAGCUAUGUGCAGCAGGAAUGUGUGCAGCAAAUUUUGAAGGAUAAGAUGAAAGUAUCCGUCAAAAAUAUGGAUCUCUUAAUGGAGAAGGUCUUGUGGGACUCGGCCGAGGAUCGCUUUGCCACCGUUACUGGCUGGACCACGGUGUCUAUUUCGAACUGCGCCGACAUAUCAGAUGAGUCGAUCAUGGUGGCGCUGAAAUGGCUUUUGCUGCCCAUCGAUGUGGACAUAUUUAAUUUUCGCCGCAACUGGGACGAGGACAACGGGUCGAGCGGCCAAUUCCAGGUGGACAGCAUGCUGGUCGCCAAUCGCCUGAUGCGCUUGCAAAACAACUGCUACGUGCUCUACUCGCCGAAGAAAAUUGAAAUGAAACUUUCCGAUGGUCUGCCACAGGAGGUAUUAAAUACGGUGGUCAACGGACCGUUCGUUGAGGCGGUGCUGGAAGCUGUUAAGUCUCGCUACGAUAACACCACUCAUACCUUGAACCUGUCCCGGUUUCAUGCCAGUCCGGCAUUGGCCAAUCACUUUUGCCCAUUGCACGUGGAGAAGUUUCUCGAGACUGUUCUGCUUGCGGUGAGAAAAGCCUUGCCCAAGGUUCGUACCAUAGUGCUUUCCAACAACUAUCUAUGCACCUUGAAAGCGUUUGAAUCGGUCGGUCGGUUUGAGGCCCUGGAGGGCUUAGAUAUCAGCUUCAACAAGAUCAAAGAUUUGGAAGAACUCCAAUACCUCAUCGAAUAUGAUUUAAAGCGUCUCUUUGUGGCGGGAAACGGUGUGACCAAGUGCAACACCAACCAGUUUCGAAGCGUGCUGCCUUCGCUGGAGAAUAUCCACGGCUGUGUGUUGUCCAAGGAAAAGAAUUUCAUAUUACCCGGUCCCAGGAGAUUUCAAAGCGCAGACGCUAAGGGACCAAACUUCUGCAUGCAUUUUCUAACCAUGUACUACAAUUACUUCGAUGAGCCGAAAAAUCGGUCGGAGCUUGAACAAUUCUACCAUGGGGAUGCCAUAUUUUCGCUGAGUGUUUCCGAGAAAUUGAACUUUGUCCCCUACAGGAUGUACAAUCGCAACCACAAGAGCUCUCAAUCGACGUUUGCGCGCAACGCCAAGCUGCAGCACAACAGCUCGGCCAUAAUACUCGCUCUAAGUCGGCUGCCCAGGAUGCAGACCGACCAGCAGAACACAUCCCUGGAUGUACUGGUGUAUGAAGCCAACCUGCGCAUCUUCGCGUUCACUGGAUCCUUUACAGAGAAGUCUGUGGUCGGCAGUCACGUGCGCUACUUUCAGCGCGUAUUUGCUCUCCGCCCCUUGGGAAACCCCGGAUGGACAAUAGUCAAUGACAUGCUCAGUAUCAUGUGCAACAACCCAAAAUCCAAGGACUCCAAGGUGCCCUUGGUGAGCAUCGUUUGCAUUGAUGAUUGUGGGCCGAUGCUAAGCGAUCCCGAAGAGGAAACUAAGGAAGUUUUGGAGCUGAGCUUGUGCAUGCCGAAAAUGGCCAUUGAAUCGAAGGAGACAUUCGAAGAGAUGCCGCCUCUAGUACCAAUAGCUAAGAUGGUAUACAAACCUGAAGAGGACUUGGAGAACGAGAUCGACGAAACGAUCGUAUCUGAUGAGGAUACCUUGGAACUGGUCAUCGACGAGGACGUACUCAUUGGAGACGAUUUUUGAUUAGUUUUAAACAAGUUAACAAGGAUUAGGUUAAGAUCGUUUAUCUGUUAUCUAGACUAAGAUCGUUCAUAAGUCGUCAAGCUCAUACCGAAGAAAAUAAUCUCUAACCAACUACUGUUCUCCCAAA